Messenger RNA from Spodoptera litura, 862 nucleotides. NCBI's taxonomy places the organism in Eukaryota, Metazoa, Arthropoda, Insecta, Lepidoptera, Noctuidae. The record is from RefSeq and is a predicted model, not a curated record.
CAAUUUCACAACAGUAUUGUAUCAUAUUAUCAGUUAUCACCAAAUGAUUAAGAUAACCUGCAGGGGGGUCAUCAUCGAAUAAAGUCUUUCGACACGUAUGAACGACUUGAAUAGUAUUGAAUUCGCAGUUCAGUGGAACUCACAACAUUGUGGACUUUAUUUGUUGAUAAUAAAUUAUUGUUGUCGUGCGCACGUAUCGAUUGAUUUCUCGGGCUUCGGCUAAAAAGCAACAAAUAUUUCCCAGUGAUCAGUGUACCUCUGCGUUUGUUAGUUGUGAUGUGUGUGUAACUGUAAAGCUUUUCAUUUUUUAAGUUAUUGUUCUGAAUUAAUUUGUGUAUUCUAUUUUUGCGGUGCGCAGAACCAGUGACGUAUAGAGUAGUCCGAUUGAUUGCCGACCAUGUCGCAGAUAAAGUUGAUAAGCCGCGCUAGUCGCGUGUUGUCCGUGUCCGGUGUAGCAGUGCGGGCAGAGUUAAGCGGAACGGUUUUACCACAGCCACAAGGAAAUCAUACGAGCGUUAGAACCAUGGCGAGUGCACAGAAAAAAACUCUAACUUUGGAAACAUUGAACCCAAACAUUACAAAAUUAGAAUACGCCGUACGUGGACCUCUAGUCAUCCGCGCCGCUGAAAUAGAAAAGGAGCUUGAGAAGGGAGCACAGAAGCCGUUCAAGCGAGUGAUCAAAGCAAACAUCGGAGAUGCUCACGCCAUGGGACAGCAACCCAUCACCUUCAUCAGACAGGUAAGGACGUCUGCCCUCACUCGUCAAUGGCAGCAAAACGAAUCGAAAAAUUUGUUAGCUAGUAUACAACCAUACACUUAUACAGUGUCAAAUGAAUUAGGUACCUAACAAAUGAAAUCUGAU